GAUGAAGCCGGCACCUAGAUAUUCAUUCAAUCAAGACAAUGAGCUACAACUUGACUGACGAGGCUACCCGAGGGGCUAUUCUAGCCCUGAGGGCUACAACCAACUGGACCGCAACCGAGAUAUCAACUAUCUUAGGUCCGUCAGUCCGUCAGAUCAAUCGCAUCUAUACCUGGGCAGUUAAAGCCGGCUUCGACCCAUCAGCCCGACCAGUUAUCAUUAAGAACGCCUAUGUAACCGACCGACCAAGGCCUGGAAGACCGAAAAAACGUACCGACGAAGUCCAACAAGCUAUAAUAAGGAAGGUCCGACGGGAUCGCUAUGGCUGGGAGAAGUCAUGUGCUGAUAUAGCUGGAGAGAUGACAUCAGAAGGCCACCCGGUAUCAGCUAUGACAGUGUGGAGGGUCCUUAAAGGUGCCGGUUAUCGCAAGACUAAGCCAAUAAGGAAGCCCGGGCCCUGUCACUGUUGGAAGCCAGAGACAGCAAAGGAGAGGAAGGCUGCUGAGAAAGACCUGGAACGGUUGAAUCGGGAGCUGGAACCUGUUAUGAGAGAGCAGUGGCAUCUAACAACAAGGAUGCGGCGUUUGAACGUUCGACCUAACCGACUUCCGGGCCCGCAGCCAGUGUGGAAGUGGACAGAGAAGACAGGCAAGCUUACCCGAUCAAAGAAGGGAGGUAUUGACUGGUAUCGGUACCAGAAGGAGAUCCUACUUCCAAAGCUGCUGCCAUUCGCAAAGGAAGUCGGCCCUGACGCCCUUGUCCAAGAAGACAGGGCUCCAGCCCACAGUCAUUACAUCCAGCAACGGGUGUAUGACUUGCAUCAGGUGCAACGGCUGCUGUGGUGUUCGAAUUCGCCGGACUUGAAUAUGAUCGAGCCGGCUUGGCCGUGGCUGAAGAGACGGACCACACGACUUGGGGCACCUAAAAAUCGGUUAGCAGCUAUCAGGGCUUGGCUUCAGGCUUGGGAGGAUCUUCCACAGACGACAAUCCAGGCUUGGAUCGAACGAAUACCAAGGCAUAUCGAAGAGGUCAUCAGACUAGCCGGCGGCAACGAGUAUCAGGAAGGCCGGGCUGAUGAUAUCAGACAACAGCACCGGGACCGGGAUGCAAAUAACCGACCUAGCCACAGCCUGCGACCAGUCCAGCCAUCAGACGAGCCACAGGACGAGCCACAGGACGAGCCACAGGACGAGCCACAGGACUGGCUACAGGACUGGCUAUAG
This is a messenger RNA of Trichoderma reesei QM6a, 1220 nucleotides long. RefSeq lists its product as uncharacterized. Gene Ontology annotation, biological process: DNA transposition; DNA integration. The record is from RefSeq and is a predicted model, not a curated record. Bases 39 to 1220 code for a protein of 393 amino acids. The transcript has 2 exons. Gene Ontology annotation, molecular function: DNA binding. Lineage: Eukaryota; Fungi; Ascomycota; Sordariomycetes; Hypocreales; Hypocreaceae.